AUGGACGAUCUACUUGUGAUUGUGCCGAUCGAGGAAGCCGUUAACAGCCUUGAAGAAAAGACUCGGCAAAUGGACGGAAAUGCUACUAUAUAUCACAAACUUAACGAAACACCAGUGCCACAAGGAACAGGCGCAAUUCACGCCCAAGCUAUUGCAAUAUUGCAAAGAUUUCUGAAAAAGUUCAGGGUGUUGAAACUUGAAACUUGUAUGGCCUAUUCAACCUAUUUUUUAAAACAGCUAGAAAAUUGGUGCGAUGCCCAUUUUACAGCAUAUGAGGUGGACCGAAAACCUGUGACACUUGAUGUAUCUCCGUGA
Plasmopara halstedii is the source of this 315-nucleotide messenger RNA. RefSeq lists its product as uncharacterized. Bases 1 to 315 code for a protein of 104 amino acids. The record is from RefSeq and is a predicted model, not a curated record. Lineage: Eukaryota; Oomycota; Peronosporomycetes; Peronosporales; Peronosporaceae. The transcript is spliced from 2 exons.